Messenger RNA from Lagenorhynchus albirostris (white-beaked dolphin), 699 nucleotides. RefSeq names its product chromosome 15 C20orf204 homolog (gene C15H20orf204). The record is from RefSeq and is a predicted model, not a curated record. NCBI's taxonomy places the organism in Eukaryota, Metazoa, Chordata, Mammalia, Artiodactyla, Delphinidae. The transcript has 4 exons. The coding region runs from base 5 to 604 and encodes 199 amino acids.
UGGCAUGGCGACGUCUCCGUUAUACCAGCUUAGAGAUUCCCUUGUACAGGGCCCCCCCAGGCCCGCGCUCUGGGCGCUCCUGCUGGCACUGCUGGGGGCUGCGCCGGGCCGGGCCAGGCUCGGCGCCUGCAGCGUCCCCGACGUGCUCCACCACUACCGCGCGGUCAUCUUCGAGGACCUGCAGGCCGCGGUGAGGUGGACUGGGCCGGGCUCCAGACAGCUCCAUUUCAUUCAGAAAAACCUGACUGGAGCCGCGGCCUCCCGAUGGCGGGGCCGGGUGGGAGCCUCCUGUGGCGCCCAGAAGGAGCACAGUAUCCUACUGUCCAUCGUGGCCCUGGGUCGGACCCUACGUGGGGCGGUGGCCGGGGGCCGCCGCGGGGCUCUGGAAAAGGCGGCUUGGACCGUGGCGGUGCGCACCGAGGCGGUGAUGCGGCGCCACUGCCGGACGCUGCGCCAGCGGAGCCGGCGGCCCGAGACGCGCCCUCUUCGGCGUCGGGGCGGCCGGAGGCGGCUCCUGCUGCGCGCCCUGGACGCCGUCGCCACCUGCUGGGAGAAACUCUUCGCGCUGCGCGCCGCGGCCAGCGACGGCUCCUGGGGCUCCUAAGCGCCCCGAGCGCGCGGGGAUUGGGAAAGGGCCUUGCGGCUCGGCCCCUCCCUCGCCGCGGCCCGCACUCCUCGGAGGGCCCGGGACUGGGAGGC